Messenger RNA from Penicillium brevicompactum, 1944 nucleotides. RefSeq names its product putative serine/threonine protein kinase. The transcript has 3 exons. Gene Ontology annotation, molecular function: protein serine/threonine kinase activity; ATP binding. The record is from RefSeq and is a predicted model, not a curated record. Lineage: Eukaryota; Fungi; Ascomycota; Eurotiomycetes; Eurotiales; Aspergillaceae. Gene Ontology annotation, cellular component: spindle pole body. Gene Ontology annotation, biological process: intracellular signal transduction; peptidyl-serine phosphorylation. Bases 1 to 1944 code for a protein of 647 amino acids.
AUGGCUAUCGUUUCAGAUGACCGUCACGGCCUCCGUCUGCCCAAUCCCCCUCCACUGUUGCAUACUCGCGGUCAAUUCGAUCGCCCCGGUACGCCAGAUGCCUUCACCAGUCCACCACAGACCCCGCAAGGGAGUCCCAGCAAGUCUCGACCACCACCUGGCGCACUCGAUCUGCCCAAUGUCUUCGACAAGGCGAUGAAACUGACCCCGACCUCUCCGUCCAAAUCCACCUACAAUCACUACAACCAUCCCAUGUUCUCCGCGGAGAAGAGCGAGAACUUCAACGAGAGCGUCAUCCACCAGACCCCGUCGAGCCCAACACGCCGAUCCAACAAGGAGAACACGCCACCCAACCCCGCGCGCCUAACCAAGGAAUUGGGCUCCACGCCCACCGCGGCCGCCUUAUCGCGCCAGGAGCCAUACCAACCGCGCGAUGAGACCACCAAACGCCAGGUGCAGAUGCGGGGACUGACCCCCGAAGAGAUUGAGAAGCUCGCACAGCCCAAGGUCAAGCGCCUGGUCAACGUCACUCAACUCUACUUCCUCGACCACUACUUCGACCUCCUCAGCUACGUUCACAACCGCCAAACCCGCCACACCCAAUUCAAAGCCGCCUACCCCGACCCCCCAGUGACCCCGGAAGAAGAGCACGAGCCCGCCCUCCUGAAAUACCUCGGGCGCGAGCGGGCGCAUCUCCGCAAACGUCGCACCCGUCUUCGCCAGGGCGACUUCCAGAUUCUGACCCAAGUCGGCCAGGGAGGAUAUGGGCAGGUGUAUCUGGCACAGAAGAAGGACACCCGUGAAGUUUGCGCAUUGAAGGUGAUGAGCAAGAAGCUGCUAUUCAAACUCGAUGAAAUCCGCCAUAUUCUCACCGAGCGUGAUAUCCUGACGGCGGCGAAGAGUGAAUGGCUCGUGAAGUUGCUCUACGCGUUCCAGGAUGACUCUCAGAUCUACCUUGCCAUGGAAUACGUCCCGGGAGGUGAUUUCCGCACCCUGUUGAAUAACACCGGUGUCCUGCACAACCGACACGCCCGUUUCUACAUUGCGGAGAUGUUCAGCUGCAUCGAUGCUCUGCACGUUCUGGGCUACAUUCACCGUGACUUAAAGCCAGAGAAUUUCCUUAUCGACUCAACCGGUCAUGUCAAGCUGACCGACUUUGGUCUCGCGGCUGGCAUGCUCAGUCCCGGCAAGAUCGAGUCCAUGCGUGUCAAGCUCGAGGAAGUCGGAAAUACGCCUGUGCCCUUCGGUCGGCCCAUGGAGCAACGAACAAUGGCCGAGCGUCGACAGGGAUAUCAGUCCUUGCGCCAACGCGAGGUCAAUUAUGCCAAGUCAAUCGUCGGCUCGCCGGAUUACAUGGCCCCCGAAGUCCUCAAGGGCGACCAAUACGAUUUCACCGUGGAUUACUGGAGUUUGGGAUGCAUGCUGUUCGAGGCCUUGGCUGGAUACCCACCGUUUGCAGGAGCCACCGUCGAAGAGACAUGGCAGAAUUUGAAGCGCUGGCAGAAGGUUCUGCGCAAGCCUGUUUAUGAAGAUCCCAACUACUUCCUUUCACGGCGGACAUGGGACCUCAUUACCAAAUUGGUCGCUGGCAAGGAUACCCGGUUCAAGAAUAUCAAGGAGAUCCACGCACACGACUACUUUGCCGAAGUGGACUUUAACGGCCUCCGGGAACAGCGCGCUCCCUUUGUGCCCGAACUCGACUCGGAGACGGAUGCUGGAUACUUUGACGACUUCAGCAGCGAGGCCGACAUGGCGAAAUAUAAGGAGGUUCACGAUAAGCAGCGUGCGUUGGAGGAUAUGGCCGAUCGAGACGACAAGAUGGGCAAGGGCCUAUUUGUUGGCUUUACCUUCCGACACCGCAAACCUGCAGUUGACAGCAAUGGCCGCAGCAGCUCCCCCCGAAAGCCCAUCGCCACCGACGGCACAUUCGGAACGAUGUUCUGA